AUGCAAUGUGAAUUUGUAAAAUCUCUUUUACGACAGAAUUUGUUUGUAUUUCAAUCAUACCAUCGCGCUCACUCAUCACUUCUCAAGAAUUUUGUCAAACGUAAAUCACAAAUUGAUGGACUGGAGUUGCUUCACGUCUAUCGUCAGCAACAAGCAAGCGAACUAUUUGAUGAUUUAAAUCACAUAUACAGAAAAAACCACCUUCCAAAAAAAAAGCUUCCAAAUAUUGGAGACAGAAAUACUACAAAUUUAACUGAAUCUGCGGAAAUCAUCGAUGGCUCAGAAAACGAAGCCGAAUCAAUUGAUAUAGAUCAGGAUGAAGAAGAAAUUGGGAGGUUCACACAAGAUGAGGUGGACAUUCGUAGCAAAUUACUCAAAAUUCUUACUGCACGUCAAAAAGAAGAUAAAAGAGACUGA
This is a messenger RNA of Acaulospora colombiana, 417 nucleotides long. The record is from the annotation of a GenBank genome assembly. NCBI's taxonomy places the organism in Eukaryota, Fungi, Glomeromycota, Glomeromycetes, Diversisporales, Acaulosporaceae.